CUGCACACCUUUGGAAAGUGCUGCGCCAGGAAUUCUCCACACAUCUCACUGCGUUACAGAGUCUGCUGUGUUGCAAGUGAAGUCGGCUGUGAUGGCCAAGCUCCAGGGCUUUGAGUUCUGGAGGGAUACCCUGAAACAAGCACGCUUUGUGGUGGCGCCCAUGGUGGACCAGAGCGAGCUGGCCUGGCGUCUGCUGAGCCGCCGGCACGGUGCUCAGCUCUGCUACACCCCCAUGCUGCACGCUCAGGUGUUUGUUCGUGAUGCCAACUACAGGAGGGAAAACCUCUACAAUGAGGUGUGUGAAGAGGACAGACCUCUCAUCACACAGUUUUGUGCCAAUGAUCCGGAGGUGUUCAUUAAGGCAGCUCUGCUGGCCCAGGACUACUGCGAUGCUAUCGACCUCAAUCUGGGCUGUCCGCAGAUGAUCGCUAAGAGGGGGCACUAUGGAGUUUUCCUACAAGAUGAAUGGGAGCUGUUAGAGAAAAUGGUCAGGUUAGCCAACGAAAAGCUCUCUGUGCCCAUCACUUGUAAGAUCCGUGUAUUCAAGGAGUUGGAAAAGACGGUCCGCUAUGCCCAGAUGCUGGAGAAGGCUGGAUGUCAGCUGUUGACAGUGCAUGGCAGAACCAAAGACCAGAAAGGAGCCAUGACAGGCAUCGCUAGCUGGGAGCACAUCAAGGCAGUACGGAAGGCAGUAAAUAUUCCAGUGUUUGCAAAUGGCAACAUUCAGCACCUGAGUGAUGUGGAGCGCUGCAUUCAGGAGACGGGGGUGCAGGGAGUUAUGAGUGCAGAGGGGAACCUCCACAACCCAGCACUGUUUGAGGGAUGCAGCCCUCCGGUGUGGGAGAUGGCUGAGGAGUAUCUAGAGGUGGUGAAGCAGUAUCCCCCCUGCUCUCUGUCCUACGUACGAGCCCACCUCUUCAAGCUCUGGCACCACACGCUACAGAUUCACCAGGACCUGAGGGAGGACUUGGCUAAGGUGAAGACCCUCGAGGCUUUGGCCGAUGUCAGCAAACAGCUGAGGCUGCGCUGCCAGGAGGAGAUAGCCAAAGGAAAGGAAGUGGAAGAGAAGGAGGGCGGCCUGCCGUUCCCCCACUGGAUCUGCCAGCCGUAUGUCAGACCACCGCCAAAGGAGCCAGUUGCCAACGGUAACAGCCAGGGUUCAGAGGUGAAGAAGACAGUGUGUCAGAAGAGGGCACUGGAGGACUCAGACGGAACAGCUGACAGGCUCUCCAAAAACAAGCAGAAGAAGAGAUCUCGAAACCCCAAAAAGAACUUCUGUCCUGAGCAGAAACCCAAGUACAUCAAAUGUGAACAGUGUGGGAACCCAAAGGGAAAUAAAUGUGUCUUCAGCCUGUGUCGAGGCUGCUGUAAGAAGAAGGCCUACAAAGAGGUGGCAGACUGUCCAAGCCACGGGCUGAGGUUCAAGACCAAGGCAGAGAAACAGAAAGCAGAGGAGUCUGAGAGGAAGGACGAGUCCGUGCCAGAGACAGAGACGGACAGCAGCCCUCCUCAGCUUCUCUCAGAUGCCUGUACAGAGCUGCAGGAGAAGCCCAGCACACUGCUGCCACUAUGAGCACGACGAUGGCUGCCUCUACAUGUGCUAACCAUUCUCAAACCACAAAACACUCAACGCCUUCAAAACAUUUUCAUGUCCAGAAUUCAAGUAGGUUCACGCCAAGGUCUUCAUCAAGCCGUCUUACCUGCUGAAAGACAGCCCAGUCUAAAUGUUCACCACCGACUUUGGUUCAGUUUGCUGGUGAUGAACACACAGAGGACAAGCUGUCGUAGUUCUUAAUGCAGCAGAGAGAUGCAGUUGGAGUUUGAUAAAAACCUUCAGGUGAAGUUAGGUGUGUACAUGUAGAGGUGGCCAAUGAUCAGCCAGGACACAUACUGUAACCUCAACAAGAGUUAUCCAGGAAGAGACUGAUGCUGGACUAUGGAUGGACUGAUCAGCAGACCACAUCCAUAAAGUAACAAACUGUUUUAUGACUCAUGGGAUUUCCAGGAUAACGAUGGUCUUUUAACUGGUUACUUUACUUUCUUUUUUUUUUAUUAUUAUUUGGAAAGUUACCUCACAGAAAUUGAAGAGUUUUUAUCCUGAAGACAAAGAUUUUAUGAGGAUGAGCUGGAACGUCAUUUUACCCAAAGUUGUUACUGAGCCACCAAAGCAGAGAGAUCAGUAACUGUCAGAGUCGCGCAGAAAAUAGCUGCAUUGUCAACUCACUAGUUUAUUUAUUUUGGGUGAAGGUUUGCCUGUAGUGCAUUGACUUAUGUAUGUGCCUUUUGAUGAGAAGUAAAACUGCCUAUCCAGAUAUGAACUCGAGCUCAUGAGGGGGGAAAAAGGGGGAACAAGGUCAAAGUGGUGCUCCAUCUGCUGUGGUCUAAAACAUGCUCAGUGACUGCACAAUCCAAAGGAAAUGUACUGAAAGGUGCUACCUGUGUACGUGUAUAAUACAGCGUGAAGAGAAACACUGACACUCUGGGAAACAUGCAUUGGUUUUUAAAUCACCUUGAUAGAUAAGAAGCUGUGUAUCAGAUUCAUCUCUAGGUGUUCGGUCAAGCUAAUCACAAAGAGUAGAGGCUAUCGUAGCUCCAACAAAAGAAAAAACAGAUUUUGUGACACAGAUGACUUUUAGAUGUGAUGGUGACUUGAUUGCUUGCUAACAAAACACAGCAUGUAAAAAAACAGAAGAACAAGAAGAUUUCGGAGACUUUUUUUUCUUUUGAUGGAGCCUCGCUGGUUCCGGUGAUUCUAGUCUUUGCGUAAACUAUCCUAAAAAUGUCCGACGUCUCCGCUGAAUCCACACACAGCUAACUGAUAUUGACCCUCUCAUCUGACUGAAAGGUCCUUUUUUUUAAAAUCUGAAGUACUUUUCUAUGACAGUAAAGAUUCAUGACAAAACAAGCAACAACUGAAGUUAUGGUUGGUUAAAGAAACUCAUCUGUGGGUCAUCAUCGGGGGUGUGGGUGUGAGGUUUGAUUAACAGUGACCUGGUAAGAGAAGCAAACAUCCCCACAGCUGCCAUCAGAUACCUACUCAAAUAAUCCUGAUUGGUGGAUGGAUGUAGAUGCUGUGACCUUUUUUACUCUUGUGAAAUAAACUGUUCGAAGUUGGACAGAAAAACAGAAAUAUAUGUUUUCAGGGGUUAAAGUAAGACAUCUAACCCUUCUAUGCCCAUUAUCAACGUGUUUUUACUAGAGUAAUUAUUACUCUAAUGAGCAGUCUUAAAAGAGUAGAGGUGCUAAUUCAUGUAACACGUCAUUUAUUUAUGUGUGCAUGUGGCUAUGACCGGCAUCUACAACCUAAACUAUAAAAAAUAACAUUCAUAAUCAUAUAACUUAGUAAAAUGCUUAUUCAAGUAAAAUACAGUACAGAGCAAUUCAACAAUUUCUAAAAAAAAAUA
Molecule: messenger RNA, 3404 nt
Organism: Chelmon rostratus (copperband butterflyfish)
Lineage: Eukaryota; Metazoa; Chordata; Actinopteri; Chaetodontiformes; Chaetodontidae
Gene: dus1l
Product: dihydrouridine synthase 1-like (S. cerevisiae)
Exons: 14
Coding region: 92-1573 (493 amino acids)
Molecular function (GO): tRNA dihydrouridine synthase activity
Source: RefSeq, a predicted model, not a curated record